GGCGAAAUGAAGCUGCACUGCGAGGUCGAGGUAGUCAGUCGACAUUUGCCGGCUCUGGGAAUGAGGAACCGGGGUAAGGGUGUCCGGGCGGUGUUGAGCCUCUGUCAGCAGACGCCCAGGAGUCAGCCUCGGGCUGGGGCUCGGGGCGAUCGAGGCGGCCCGCACCCCACCUGCCUGCUCAUCUCCACCCUGAAGGACAAGCGCGGGACCCGCUAUGAGCUAAAGGAGAACAUUGAGCAAUUCUUCACCAAAUUUAUGGAUGAGGGGAAAGCUACUGUUCGGUUAAAGGAGCCGCCUGUGGAUAUCUGUCUAAGUAAGGCCAAUUCCAGCAGUUUAAAGAGUUUCCUUUCAGCUGUGAGACUGGCUCAUAGAGGUUGUGAUAUGGAAGUACCACUUUCAACCUUCACACCAGUGAAGACUUCAGAAUUUGAAAAAUUUAAAACUAAAAUGGUUAUCACAUCCAAAAAGGACUAUCCUCUAAGCAAGAACUUCCCAUAUUCUCUGGAACAUCUUCAGACCUCUUAUUGUGGGCUUGUCCGAUUUGAUAUGCGUAUGCUUUGCUUAAGAAACCUAAGGAAAUUAGACUUGAGUCACAACCAUAUAAAAAAGCUUCCUGCUACAGUCGGAGACCUCAUCCAUCUUCAAGAACUUAACCUGAAUGACAAUCACUUGGAGUCAUUUAGUGCAGCCUUGUGUCAGUCUACACUCCAGACGUCACUUCGGAGUUUGGAUCUCAGCAAGAACAAAAUCAAGGCACUCCCUGUGCAGUUUUGCCAGCUCCGAGAACUUACAGAUUUGAAACUUGAUGAUAAUGAAUUGAUUCGAUUUCCUUUCAAGAUGGGACAGUUGACAAAACUGCGUUUUUUGUCAGCAGCUCGAAAUAAGCUUCCCUUUUUGCCUAGUGAAUUUAAAAAUUUAUCCCUUGAGUACUUGGAUCUUUUUGGAAAUACUUUUGAACAACCAGAAGUCCUUCCACUUAUAAUGCUUCAAACGCCAUUAACUUUAUUGGAAUCCUCUGCACAAGCCAUAUUAUAUAAUAGGAUUCCAUAUGGCUCUCAUAUCAUUCCUUUUCAUCUUUGCCAAGAUUUGGAUACUGCAAAAACCUGUGUUUGUGGAAGAUUCUGUCUAAACUCUUUUAUUCAGGGAACUACUACCAUGAAUCUACACUCUGUGGCUCACACUGUGGUCUUAGUAGAUAAUAUGGGUGGUACUGAAGCACCUGUUAUCUCUUACUUCUGUUCUCUAGCCUGUUAUGUAAAUUCCUGUGAUAUGUUAAAGUAAUAGGUGAUACCACAAAAAGAAAUUCCACUUAGUUACAGAACAGUUUGGGAUUCAUUUAUGGUUUAACUGUGUCAAACUGGAGAAAGGGAAGCCUUUUGUGUACUUCAGGGGAAGAAGGUGUUACUCUAACAUUUUCAAUCAUUUGACCGUAAAACCUUAAUUUCAUUAAAACCUAUUUAAUUUUAUUGUGAGGAAACUUUUAUCAGUUUAUUGCACUUGUGUUGAUUUUAGCCUAGUGUUUCCAGAAUGGGUUGUGGGAUUAUCUUUUAAUGUUAAACAGAUACUGAUCCCUAUCACUCCAGUCAUAGAAUUUUCUUUUCAAUUUUCUUCUUGAAUUUAAGUUAAAGAAAUUGAAUUCCUGUAUGUAGAAAAUAUAUCUUGGAGGACUAAGUCUAAAUUUUAGUGAAAACUUGUUUGGUAUGAAACUACAUAAGCAUACCACUUUUUGUGUUUUUCAGGUAUAUUAUUCUACAUAUGGAAUUCUAUAUUCAAGCAUAAAGUUGGAGUUGCUUUGG
Messenger RNA from Odobenus rosmarus divergens (Pacific walrus), 1796 nucleotides. It is a transcript of the gene LRR1, whose product is annotated as leucine rich repeat protein 1. Gene Ontology annotation, molecular function: protein binding. Bases 7 to 1281 code for a protein of 424 amino acids. The record is from RefSeq and is a predicted model, not a curated record. NCBI's taxonomy places the organism in Eukaryota, Metazoa, Chordata, Mammalia, Carnivora, Odobenidae. The transcript is spliced from 4 exons.